UAGUGGUUGUCGGUCGCGUUGUUCUUUAUUUCAGUUUACGGCAAAGCUAUGGCGUCGUACGGAGGUAGUUUUGAAAGUGCUCGGAGUAUCGAAGAGAGAAAACAAUCCAAGAGGGAAGCUAGAAAAGAAGCAUUAGAAAAGGCCAAAGACAAAUAUGAGAAAGAAGAAAGACGUAAGGAACUCAAGCGUGCACGUGGUGAGGACACAUGGAUGCUUCCGGACGUGGACAUGAGGCUCAAAGAGUUAGAUGAGCAUUCUAAAGGAGACCAAAAGAAAAAGAAGAAAGAAAAGAAGUCUAAAAAAGCAAAAAAAGAAAAGAAAAAGAAAGAAAAAAAGAAAAUAAAAGAGGAAGAGUCUGAUAACAGUUCAUCUGACUCUGAAGGAGAUUGGGUUGAAGUAAACUCUAGAAAUGUUCAGGAAAAGUCCUGGAAGAUUAACAGUGACCAGAAUGAUACAGAACAACCCAGCUCAUCUUCUCAGAGAGAUGAAUGGAUGACCUUUGAUUUUCUCACUAUGAAGACUGUAUCAACAUCUUUUCUUCGAGCAGAGAAAGAAAAGAUUAAGGAAGAUAAAAUUGCAAGACAGCAGGAAGUUGAAAAAGCAGAAUUACAUAAGAGAGAGUUAAAUCCAUUUUGGAAAGAUGGAGGGAUGGGGCUUCCUACAGGAGAUAAUAAUAUAUCAUCUUUUUUAAAGGCCACUCCAGUAAAUGAUGGUGGUUUAAGCUGGCUGAAAAAAUCUUAUCAGCGAAUGAAGGAGCAGGCAUUAAGAGACAAGCGUAGCCUGGAAGAGGUGGUUGCUGAGAGAUAUGGGUCCAUGGAAGAGUUUAAGAAAAGACUGGAAGAAGCUGAAAAAGCAUACUCUGCUUUGAGUAGAGAUAAAGAACAAGAAUCCAGCAGAAAAACGUGGAGAAAACAUACCGUAAUGGAGUGUGGGAAAGAUGAUCUUUCAGAGGAUAGGUCAGUCAUGUACAAGAAUCAAGAAAGUAUCAGGGAGGAAGUUGAAGGUAGUCAAAGCAAAGCUAGCAUUGAAGGGAAAGAGAAAAAGGAAUCAUGGAGAGCACAGAAGUCUUGGAAAAAGAACAAAGAGAGAGCAGAACAAUGUUUGCAAUCAAGAAGUGAAUUAAGUUCAAACAGAGAUAACAGAGAAAGAAUGCCAGUUAUUGAUGAGACAUUUUUAAAACAAAGGACCUUAACGGCAAACUUUCUAAAGCCUUCUAAUUUAGAAGAUACUGCCAGGCCAAACACAUACUCUAGAGAUGAAGUCAGUAUAGCUAGUACUCGCAGCAUGUUGGGUUUUCAGAAGCCUUGUGAAGAUGAUGUGGACAAUGGUGUGAAGCCCUGGCAUAAACAAACAAAUCGUUCAGGUGAGAAAACUGAAGAAAACCAGGAUGCGCCAAUAAUGAUGACUACAAAAGGAGGCAAACAAAUAGAUUUAGAGAAAAAUCUUUCCAAUCUGGAGAAAAGGCCACAAGCAAUACAGAUGCAGCCAGAGCCCCCAGAAAAGCUGGUAUCUUUUAGUGGUUUAAUGAAAGAUGAAGAAAAGGAAACUCCUGUCCAUGUACUCAGUGAUGAAGAAAUAAAUAAGCUUGCAGCCAAGUUGAUCAAAGCUGAAAUGCUGGGAGAUACAGAUCUUGCUAAUAAGCUGAAGGCUCAGUUGGAUUCAGCUCGUAAGUCAAAAGAAAAUCUGUCUUCAUUACCAAAAAAGGCUGAAAAUAAGUCUAAAGCUUUGAAAGAGGAUACAGAAGAUCAUGAAGUUGCACUUUUCAGAACAGAUCGAUCUGGCACAGCAUGGCCCAUCAAUGCCUCAUCACAACUAGUCCAGCCUAGGGGAGGCCAUCGCCGGAAACAGCUGAUUGAAACACACCGAGGCAAUGAAAGAAUACGCUAUUUUCAGGAUGAUGACAACAUUGAUCUUCAAGAAAUGGUCAAACAAGAAAAAAUGGGAACAGCUGAAGAUCAGAAUGCUCUUUACUCCCGGCUAGCAUCAAAGCUAAUGGGAAAGAUGGACCGGGAUUACCACACCCUGGAUGACAUGUUUGUCUCCAGUGUAGCUCAAAAAAGCAGAUCUGGAGAAGGAGAUGAGCACCAUAGACAAGCAGCCAUUCGGGAACACAGGCGACUUGCAGAGAGAAUGGAGAAGUGUCCCUUCUGCUUUGACAGCUCUGAACUGCCUAAACAUCUCAUCAUUUCUAUUGGUUCAAAGGUAUAUUUAUGUCUACCUAAUUGUGUAUCACUGGUAGAGGGUCACUGCUUAAUAGUUCCUCUUCAACACCACACUGCGGCAACUUCUUUGGAUGAAGACAUUUGGCAGGAAAUUCAGGCUUUUCGUAAAUCCUUGGUAGAAACUUUUAACGAUAAAGGACUUGACUGUGUUUUCCUGGAGACUCACAUGAACCCAAAACAAAGACGGCAUAUGGUGUAUGAGUGCAUUCCACUUCCAAGGGAAAUAGGGGACAUGGCCCCUAUCUACUUCAAGAAAGCUAUAAUGGAGUCUGAUGAUGAAUGGGCUAUGAAUAAAAAGGUGAUUGAUCUGUCUUCAAGAGAUGUUCGUCGUGCUGUUCCUAAAGGACUUCCGUAUUUUUCUGUAGAUUUUGGUCUACAAGGGGGAUUUGCCCACGUUAUAGAAAAUCGAGACAAAUUCCCUCAUUAUUUCGGCAAGGAAAUAAUUGGUGGUAUGUUAGAUCUGGAUCCACGAUGCUGGCAUAAGCCAAUGAGGGAAAACUUUGAAGACCAGCGGAAAAAAGUUCUUCAGUUUGCAAAAUGGUGGAAACCGUUUGAUUGCACCAAACCUUCAGAUUAAUUGUAUUACAAUUUAUGAAGAUUUGAAGAAAAAUAAAUCACUGGAGUCUUUAUAAAGAAAUUAUGCCCGAUGAAGAGACAGAUAAAAUAUGAGAUGGAAUAGACACAUUUUUAUAAACUUGUUUAGCAGCUGUUUUUCCCCCCUUAACACUGUGUUUUAGUUUCAGAACAUUAGCUCACAGCAGUGUAUAUGUGCUAUACUAUUUAAAUUCAAAAUGUAAGUUUUAUUUUCUUUCUGUAAAUCAGUGUUUUAAAAAUUAA
Molecule: messenger RNA, 3059 nt
Organism: Erpetoichthys calabaricus (reedfish)
Lineage: Eukaryota; Metazoa; Chordata; Cladistia; Polypteriformes; Polypteridae
Gene: cwf19l2
Product: CWF19 like cell cycle control factor 2
Exons: 18
Coding region: 49-2799 (916 amino acids)
Biological process (GO): mRNA splicing, via spliceosome
Cellular component (GO): post-mRNA release spliceosomal complex
Source: RefSeq, a predicted model, not a curated record